This is a messenger RNA of Nerophis ophidion (straightnose pipefish), 2012 nucleotides long. It is a transcript of the gene stx5a, whose product is annotated as syntaxin 5A. The transcript has 12 exons. Gene Ontology annotation, molecular function: SNAP receptor activity; SNARE binding. The coding region runs from base 236 to 1228 and encodes 330 amino acids. NCBI's taxonomy places the organism in Eukaryota, Metazoa, Chordata, Actinopteri, Syngnathiformes, Syngnathidae. The record is from RefSeq and is a predicted model, not a curated record. Gene Ontology annotation, biological process: vesicle fusion; endoplasmic reticulum to Golgi vesicle-mediated transport; intracellular protein transport. Gene Ontology annotation, cellular component: Golgi membrane; endomembrane system; SNARE complex.
GGCGACAACUCGGACCUACACCGACCGUCCAUUUAAGCAAACGUGGCAGUGACGUCAAAGCCGGAAAUGCCCCGGAUCGAAACUUUAAAGUCGGCUUGUGUUUUUUCCCUCCUCCAUCGCCAGCUCUCUGAAAAUGGUGUGAUUUACUCACAAGUCCGCUCCACGACGAGGGUGCUGCACUUCCAAGUGGCUUUUUGACGAGCCGUGGGGCUGCUGAGCGUUUACCGGCGACAAGAUGACGUGCCGUGACCGGACCAUCGAGUUCCAGUCGGCCUGUAAAUCUCUCCAAGGCAGACAGAAUGGAGUGCAGCCCAAUAAACCAGCUCUCAGCGCUCUCAGGCAGCGCAGUGACUUCACAGUCAUGGCCAAGAGAAUUGGAAAAGACCUAAGCAAUACAUUUGCCAAGCUGGAAAAGCUCACAAUAUUGGCCAAAAGAAAAUCUCUAUUUGAUGACAAGGCUGUGGAGAUCGAGGAGCUAACGUAUAUUAUUAAACAAGACAUCAACAGCCUAAACAAACAGAUAGCACAGCUGCAAGAGUUGAUCAGGUCUCGUGGAGCUCCAGGUGGAAAACACAUCCAAACCCACUCCAACACAAUAGUGGUGUCCUUACAGUCUAAACUGGCUUCAAUGUCCAAUGACUUCAAGUCAGUCCUGGAAGUCAGAACCGAGAACCUGAAGCAGCAGCGCAGCAGGAGAGAGCACUUCUCUCAGCCUCCUGCUGCUGCCUCUCCACUCAUGGCCAAUAACUUCAGGAGCCGCAAAAAAGGGGCCCAGGAGCCGCAUGCAGCUCGCGAGCCGCGCAAUGACUACCAGGGCUUUACAACCUCAAAUGUAAAAGAGAGUUCAGUCCUGAUGCAGGAUGAGUCCAGGAGUCUGGGCGACGUUGCCAUCGACAUGGACUCGCACGCUAACAAUCCCUUGCAGCUGCAGCUUAUUGACGAGCAGGACUCUUACAUCCAGAGCCGUGCUGACACCAUGCAGAACAUCGAGAGCACCAUCGUGGAACUGGGCUCCAUCUUCCAGCAGCUGGCCCACAUGGUCAAGGAGCAGGAGGAGACCAUCCAAAGGAUCGAUUCCAACGUGGAGGACUCUCAGCUCAACGUGGAAGCGGCCCACUCCGAGAUCCUAAAGUACUUCCAGUCGGUGUCGUCCAAUCGCUGGCUGAUGAUCAAGAUCUUCCUGGUCCUCGUGGUCUUCUUCAUCGUUUUUGUCGUGUUCUUCGCCUGAAGAACGGCGGGCGAGUAGAAGGAGAGCACAUUGCAUGAUGGGAAGAGAGACAAGAGCUGGACUCGCUUUUGAAGGAACGGUUAGACACAAGCUUUGGAUUCUCCCACAAGAAGUAGGAACUUUUCUCCAAAAGACUUCACCUUGAAGGGAGGAACGCUGAACUUUUGUCCAAAAGACACAAAAGAAAAAUAAGUUAUCUUAAAGCCCCUUUUUGUAGCAAGUGACUAGAAAGCUCUUCUGACUUAUACUUUGACCAAUUAUUCCUGAAGACUCAAUCCAAAUAAUGGUUUGAUUCUGCAAACUGUUUUAAUUCACUUUUCUUUACCUUCUAACUAUGAAUUUGAUAUUCCAGAGACAAACUGCAAGCUGCGUUGUCGACAUGACGCUCAUUUUUCUUCUGAGCCUAGCUCCCCUCCCCCCGCAGGCGCCGCUGACUAUGUCAAAUAUUUGUGGAAAUGUUGGAUUUGCCAAACGUGUGCAGGAGCAGUGCACUUUUACCUGGAGAGGCCAAGCUUGACACACAUCUGUGCUUCUGAACGGCUUGUUUUGAUGGUUUUCUAAGCAACCCUGGAAGUGACUUGUUUGGAACACAUACACACUAGACUUCCCUCUUGAUUUCAUGUACAGGAUUUUAUUUAAAUGACCAAUUUUUAAGAAGACGUUACAUUCUUCCACCUGUUUUUCUGGGCUGACUGGCCUUACUUACCUUCUGUGUACAAAGUGCAAAUAGUGAAAAUGUUGUAUUAAUAAGAAAAAUGGACGUAUUAAUAAAUUGAUAACGGGG